UCCAUAGCUGGAAUCCCGGCAAAUAUGCGAAAGGAGGGGCACCGGUCAGCAUCUCUCCUUCGAACAUGCAAAGGGACACUGCAGCUUGUGAUAGGUCAGGGCAUUGUCUUUCCAAAUGACACGUUCGACCUGAAGAUACAAUACAACACGCACAUAGAAGGUGCAUACAAUGAGCGACAACGUCUCCGAUGACGGCGGAAGGGACCGCACUUCCUCUUCCCCGGGCGAGGUCUUGUACGCGAAAACAUGCCAGACCUGCUUCUCCCUCAAGAUACGAUGCGACAGGACACAACGAAAAGACAAAUGCGACCGGUGCGCACGAUUGGGCAAGACAUGCACCCUCCGCCCCGCUCGCCGGCGCGAUAACUCGGCCAAACGCGAUUCGCGCAUACAGGCCCUCGAGGCUCAAGUCCAAAACCUUCUCCGCCUCCAGGAUCCAACCCACAAUGCUCAACAACCUCUCCCUACCGUCAGCGAAGUUGCUCCGAUGCCAAUCGCCCCGGCGACGGAACCCGCUACCUCCAUUGAUAUUAAUGAGAGUCGCGAGGAAGACGUUGUCGAUGAAGGGAUUCUCACCAUCGAGCGUGCCGAUGUUUUGGUCGAACUGUAUAAAUCGGAGAUGAUGGCCCAUUUUCCAUUCGUCAUUCUGGCGCCGCAAGAGACCGCGCAAACAUUGCGACACAAACCUAUGCUCUUCCUGGCCAUAGUUCUGGUCGCAAGUUACAAUGACUUGACGGCUCAAGAGAUUCUGGGAGAAAGAUUCAAGCAAAUGUUGGUUGAUAAAGUGCUCUACGGCGGAGAUACAUACUUGGAGUUGUGGUAUUUGCAGGGACUCAUGGUGGUGGUCGCAUGGGGCCAUUACCACGGCCAGACGACAUUCACUACACAAUAUCUUCAAAUGGCCGUCUCCGUAGCGGUGGAUAUGCGACUUGACCGUAAGCCACUCCAGCGUAAGCGUGUAUCCCACAACGAUAAGCGCGAUCCGCUGCUCAAGGGAGCCCCAGGAACGCAAACUUGGGGUCCUGAAGAGCAACGCGCAGCAGCCGGUCUUUUCUAUCUUGCUUCUUCCGUGUCGAAACUUUUAGACAAGUUGAACGUUUUCCCAUGUAGCCCGACAAUCGAGGAAGGCUGCAUGUCGCUGGGACGUACGGGUGAAUAUCGUACCGACAGAGAUCUUUAUCACAUCAUUCGCCUGCAGCGGAUCAUUGAGGGCAUCGAAAAGAUAUCCAGAGAGUCCAACACUGACGCCGAGGCGCACGACGCCUACUUACGCGUUCGUUCUGAGCUCGAGGAAUUCCGGAUAUAUCUCAGUCACGACAUUACAGACAACAACUGUCUCAUCAUGCAGUUUCAUAUAGCCAAGAUCUUCCUGUACCAAGUAGCUUUCUUCGAGCGCAAUCUCCAACAAUCUCCGCUCUUGAACCUGUCCAUGCUCAGCGAAGGUCUUGAAUCCUCUAGGUCAUUCCUAGAUAUCUAUCUUAUGAUGCCACCAAAGGCAGAAAUGGUCCUGACACUUACAGAAUGGGUACAACUUUCAUUCGGCGUAACGCAGGCGGCUAAGUUUGCAAUCGUAGCCAAGUCACCUAAUGUAGAGAGGCAAACUCGCGAGUUGCGGAAAAAUCUCAAUAUCGAGCAUCUGUUCCGGCAUUUACGGCUACGGAUCGGCGGGUUGAUCGGUAGGGGAGGGACAGGAGAGAUUGCAAAAGACGUUUUCGUUCGCUGGGAUACCAGGUUGAGCAAAAUUCAAAUCUGGUACCAGCAAUUAAACAAAGCAACCCAGUAUCAUGAGACUUCGUCACCUCCAUCAAUCAGCCUUCAUCCUUCAACAUCUGCGACGCCGCCCUCGCAUCAGCAGCCAUCGUACACAUCAUCUAUAGCAUCGGCGUCACCUCAACCGUCUGCAGAAGUGCCCCUCCUGCCGACAUACAGCCAUCAACAACCGCAUCCUUAUCCAAUGCAAUUAAUUGGCGAGCAAUUUCCAGACCCUUCGACAAAUAUACCGGUUAUGCCUUCAGACCCGUAUUCGUACAGCACUGCGCCUGCGCUUACUUUUCCUGAAUUCAUGAGCGCCCCGGGCUGGGAUGCACUAUUCAGUGUUCCGAUGGAGGAUGUGAGCUGGAUGACGGAUGGCAGUUCACCUGGGGAUUUGAGGUGGGAAAGUCAAUAUGACUCGACUUCGAAUUUCUAA
Periconia digitata is the source of this 2188-nucleotide messenger RNA. The record is from the annotation of a GenBank genome assembly. NCBI's taxonomy places the organism in Eukaryota, Fungi, Ascomycota, Dothideomycetes, Pleosporales, Periconiaceae.